AGAGACCGGUCUCAAGUCAGCACCGAUGCAGACUCGCUGUUUGAGGGCUUGAUAGCCCACUCCCCCUCCACACCGCUCCACACUCGUUGGUUUGGAACAGCCCUCAAUAUGGCGGACCCUCCGCGUGAACGCGCAAACGGAGGGGUAGGGUGUAGGGAGCGGUUUGGGAAUGGGCCUACCUUUUCCAAACCUGACAGUGUACGGCUUUAAUAUUAUGUAAUGUAUUAUUAAACUCCGCCCGACUGUGCAACGCCGUAGUUGAAAACGAGCACCGCGCAUUUUGAUGACGCCAUCACGAGCCACAACAAAAACAACAACAGCUGUUAGCAGCUAACUAGCUGGCCUAGUUACUGAACACCGUUAUUCUCAGAUUUUUAAAAAGUGAGAUGUGUAGUCGUUGAUUUACACUUACUAAUACGUUCGCAUACAAAGCACACUCUAUAGAAAACAGCAACAACGCGUUUUAUUGAUGUUUUAUCUCAUAUUCCUUUGUCUCUGAUCUGCUAUCGUUAGCUUCUAACAGGAUGUCUUUUGGGAGCCCGGUCCACUGAGAGGUAAAUACUCCACUGUUGUCUGGAUGACGGCAGUGUAGAUGGUGAGGGGCUGAGAGUCUAUUAUGGGAUGUUGUUUGGACAGAAGCUGAAAGGCUGGAUAUAUUUAUGGCAAAGCCAGACCACAAGACCACCCGGUGGAAAGUCUGACCUCCACCAAUGACCACCAACAUUAUAUCAUCAUCUGUCAUCAUGUCGCCACGAAAAAGAACCCUGGUCCCUGUCAGCAGCCGGAGGAAAGCACCGGACGACUACUUCCCCUUCAACUUGCUGCCGGUGGAGUGCCAGCUGCACGUCCUGUCCUUUCUGAACGAGGUGGAUAAAUGCAGCUGUGCUCUUGUCUGCCUCAGCUGGAGCUGCCUGGUCCGCUCCUGGAAGCUGUGGCGGGUGGCCGACUACUCCCGGCGCGGGGUCUUCCACAUGGGCCAGGAGGGGCUGCUGGUUUCGAACCGGGAGUUUGAGCGCUGGAAAGCCUGGGUCCACCACUACACCCACCACCUGGUGUCCCGCAGGGCCAGCCUGCUCACGCUGAAGGCCAGCUUCGACCUGGGGGACCGCUGCAACAAGUGGAGCGAGCUGCUGGGCCACCUGCUGGACCACGUGCACUGCAGAGACCUCAGCCACCUGGACCUGAACUGGACCUUCACCCUGCUGGAGCCGUUGGACCUCAGGGUGCACUCCAGCUCCAGCUCGCACCAGGACAGCAUCACCAAGAUGGACCAGGUGACCAGUUUCCAGGAGCUGCUGACCAAACUCACCCACAGCUGCCCCCGCAUCUCAAAGAUGCGUUUACACUUCGACUGGUCGGACGUGUCCAUGUCGCUGCUCACCAACUUCCAGCAGCUUCGAGUCCUCGAGCUCAAGUACUUCUGGGUCUUCAAAGGAGUGACCCCGUCGACGCUGCAGCACCUUACCAAGUCCCUGCCUAACCUGAAGUCCCUGACUCUACAGAUCCUGGUGCCGCUGAGGAACCUGGGCAUCUCGUACACUCUGGAGUCUCAGUCUCUAGAGUUCCUGGACGUGUCCCCCAGCCGAGGCUUGGUGUUCUCCUGCCUGAAGCUUCCCGCCCUGCGCGAGCUUCGAGCCAAGAAGAUUGUGCGAGGCAUCACCCUAGACCGGAGGACCCGGCUGAGGAUCCAGAGCCGCUGGCCCUGUCUGUACCACGUCCUGCGGGAGGGCACGCCCCGGCUCCAGGCCCUCAACAAUGAGAGGCUCCUCCCCACAUGGAGAGAGGAGAGAUACGGGGAGAUGUCGGCAAUCCUGGAACAGUCCUGUUACUGUGUGCAGCAUCUAGACAGCUGGCUCUGGUAGCACAUUGCAGCAGUGACCAUUAGCAAUAAACCGUUUAACCCCUUUUGAAAUAACAUGGGGUGUUUCUCAAUGUCGAGGAGGCUUGCUUGGUAGCACAUGUACCUCCGAGUGAGUUCCUUCAGAAGCGAGGCAAGAAUGGCUCUGGAGCAGCUUUCCUCGACAUUGAGAAACACCCAUGGUGUGACAUGGACAUGGUUAUGGUGGCCGAAAGGCGCAAACACUCUACAUGACGCAAAACAUUUCCAUUAGGAGAAACCAUGCUAAUAUAAAAAGACAAAUGUGCUGAAACAAAUGCAAUGAAGAAACAUUUUCACUAACUUGACAACACAUGCAGCAUUUCGAAAACAUUCCCCAAUGUGAAGAAACAUGCGCAGCGUUUACUAAAACAGCUUGAAACACGAAACUCUGCAAGAAGCUCAAAAACACAACGGAAACCAGGGGACACCAAAAAGUGACAUGUGUUGUCAGGUUGGAGAAUAUGUCUCUUCAUGUGUUUUGGAACAUUUGUGUUUUUGUAUCUGCAUCGGUUCUGAAGCUGCAUUGAGUUUGUCCUGAUGGAAGUGUCGUGGGUUGUUGUAGCGCGUUAGCACCCGUUAGCACCCGUUAGCACCUGCUGGCCACUGUACAUGGUUGCACAUAGUACACAAAAUGAUCGUCGAAAUAAUUCAGCAGUUUUUUUAUUUUUCAUUCUUUAACAGGAAGUUACAAUCGAAAACAAGUCUAAGACUUUUAUUGAGAUUGCCCAUUAUCUCCAAAAUUGUUUCAUGCUAAUUGCACUCGGGCAAGAAUUAAUAUAAUUGUAUUGGUACAAAUGACACAAUGAAUUCCGGUUCUUGAUAAUUCCUUAAUGAAUUGAACUUUUACACUGUUUUAACAAAGCUAUAUUUAACUAUGUUAAAUCAAUCCCUUCCUGGGAUUGUAGCCCAUGUUGUAUGGACAGAUGUUUCUGGUGUUUGAACUACUAUUAUUACUUGAAAAUGAGCUUUGUACAGAUAUUACAAGUGGAAGUGUUGUCAUCUUUCUUCGUGAAUUGAGGCCACACUUUGGACCCUUUCUUCCUCUCAGCCAGGACUUCUUCUUGCUGACAUUUCUAGAAGUCUAGACUCAUGCCGAAAAAUGAUAAAAUCACUUGAAAAAUCGGAGCUGAAUAAUAAUUCCGAUGGAUUGGACGAUUUUGGAUUUGGAUUCUGCUCCCUAUGCACUGUGUUGUACUGGCCCGGGUUACUUUUUCAACAUGAACUACAGCUCUACCUGAAGUGUGCAUGGUCCAUGUACCAUACAUGAGACUAGAUGGUGUGUAAUGGCUGCUUAGAGUUGUGAAAAUUGCCUUUUUUAAAUAAACUAAAAGACAAAAUUGUGAGAGAGAA
Gymnodraco acuticeps is the source of this 3229-nucleotide messenger RNA. RefSeq lists its product as uncharacterized. The transcript has 3 exons. The record is from RefSeq and is a predicted model, not a curated record. Gene Ontology annotation, molecular function: protein binding. Lineage: Eukaryota; Metazoa; Chordata; Actinopteri; Perciformes; Bathydraconidae. Gene Ontology annotation, cellular component: SCF ubiquitin ligase complex. Bases 711 to 1862 code for a protein of 383 amino acids. Gene Ontology annotation, biological process: SCF-dependent proteasomal ubiquitin-dependent protein catabolic process; protein polyubiquitination.